UUAAACUCUUUCUUGAUUUUCUCGGCGUGCAUUGCAUGCUCCGAGAGCUUCAACCUUCAAUGGGUAUGGAACCCAUGAUGAUAUCCAUGGCGCUCGAAGAAAUCUGCUCCCAUGGCGAAGACGGAGUCACUCUUCCCACGCUCUUCUCAAUCCUUACUUCUCCUCAUUCCUCUGCAUCAUCUGGCCUCAUCAACAUCAAGCAAGCCUUAUGGACCGCUCUUCUUACAAUCCCCACUCUCCAAUUUCAUGCUGCUCAUCACAUUCAAUCCGUCUUUACCUCUUCCGACCCCUCCAUUCAGUCUUUCGAAGCAGCCGAAGCUAUGAAUUUGAAGAUAGUCGCGAAACAACAUCUUAGGGAUAACUUUUUGGGUCUUUACAAUGUCCAAUCUUUCAAUGCUUCGAUUUCUCAUCAUCAACGCCGCACCUUACACCUCCUCGCCCUUGCCAGGGAAAAUGGAAUUACACAAAAUCAACUUGGCAAAGAGCUUGGCGUUAAAGGAAAAAACUUAUUCUAUGUAAUGAGGAGCCUUGAAUGUCAAGGAUUAAUCGUGAGGCAAUCUGCUGUUGUGAAGACACUAAAAGCUGGCGAUGAUGAUGAUGAAGGAGAGGCAAUAAGAAGCAUUCCAAGCGUGACAACCAAUUUAGUCUACUUAUCUCGCUACGCGAAGCAUUUAGGCUCACAGCAAAAAAUUGAGAUCAUUAAGGGGGAACCAAGUACUGAGAGCUUUGGUAGUAAUGUAAAUGAUUUGGAAGGCAGAGAGGAUGUUUUGGUAAAGGAUUAUCUUCCAGAAAUGAAGGCAGUAUGCGAUAAACUUGAAAAAGCAACUGGCAAGGUUCUUGUUGUUUCAGAUAUAAAGAAGGAGUUCAGGUAUAUUGGAACAAGGGCUCGUCAUAGGGAGUGGAGGAAGAUACGUUCCAGGUUGAUAGAUGGCCAUAUUGUGGAGGAGUUUGAUGCUAAAGUAAACGGGAAGGUUGAACGUUGCCUGCGUUUACUGAAGAGUUUUGCUCCACAGAGUUUAGACCCCAAAACUCUUGAAUGUGUAGAUGAUGAUUUUAAGAAAGAACAGGUGAGGUUCGGGAAGAAAUGUCAAGUCAAUGACCAGCUUGUAGAACUCCCAAUUGAGCAUCAAAUAUAUGAUUUGAUUGAUGCUGCUGGUUCUCAGGGUUUGACUGUAAUGGAGGUUUGCAAGAGACUUGGGAUUGACAAUAAAAAGAACCACGAUCGACUUGUCAGUAUGUUCUCCAGAUUUGGAAUGGACUUGCAAGCAGAAACUCAUAAAAAAUGUAUAGUAUAUCGAGUUUGGGCACCUGGGCGACACAAUCUUCAAUCAUCUAAUGCAUUUCCUGGUGAACCAAGGUUACCAAAUAUGGUCAAUGACAAUAGAAUGUCUAAUGUAGAUAUUGCCAAUUUAGAUGCUCCUGAGAGGCCUAUUGAGACCUAUUCAGAGUAUGGGCCUUCAAUUUCGAAAGAGCAUAUUUCUAGCCCUGAAAAAGUGACAAGUUUUGAUGCAUCCAGCAGCUCCCUUCAGGAUGCCACUGAAUCUAAUCUUCUUUGUAAUGAUUCUAAAGUGAUACGCAUUGAGUCGAAAGAGACCUUUUCUGACACUGGGCUUGACUUGGUGAACAUGGAAACAAGUUUAGCUUCAUCUGAAACUUCCAUUGCAUUGAAGCCGCUCAGCUCGAAAUCAAAUCAGAGAUAUCCCGGUCGACCGUUCACUGUGGAGAAUGCAUGGAGGAAGAAAAUUGUACUUGAACGGUUACAGAAUGAGAAGUUCAUCCUAAUAAGUGAGCUUCGUAAGUGGAUAAGGAGUCUUGAAAAAGAUAAAGGUAGCACAACUGAUGGAAAAACUAUAAAUAGUCUUCUAAAUGAACUUCAAAAAGAUAAGCUCUGCAAGUGCAUAGAUAUCAAGGUUCCUUUUAUCACAAAUUGUAGCAGUAAUCGCAUUACUAAGGUGGUCUUGCACCCGGAGCUGGAUGUUAAAAGCUUGUCUCCUGAACUAGUGUCUAAUAUUCACGAUCAAUUGAGAUCCUUUGAGAUUCAAAGUCGUGGCCAGUGCUCUUCUCGACCGAAGAACAGUAAAUCUGUUCCUGUAUUGAAUGAUGUCCAAAGGACUCAGAAACUUGCCAGUUCAGAUAACAGACCCACUAGAUCAGAAGCUAUGCGUGCUAAUGGUUUCAUUUUGGCAAAAAUGAUUCGUGCAAAGUUGCUGCAUUGUUUUUUCUGGGAUCACCUCUAUGGAUCUCAAGGUUCCAAUGAUGUUUUAUUAUCCGAAAAAGAUGCGUACAAGCUCCAGAAUCCUUACAGCUGCAGCAAAGUGUUUUCUCUUGAAGCAACAAUGAAGGCAAUUCCCAUUGAGCUUUUCUUACAAGUUGUAGGAUCUACCGAAAACAUUGAAAAUAUGAUUGAGAAGCGCAAGAGAGAGUUGUGUCUCUCUGAUCUUACUGCUGAGGAGUACAAGUCUUUGAUGGAUUCUCAUUCAACUAAAAAAAGGCUUUCAUCGGUCAUCGAUAUCUUGCGAAGGUUAAAGUUGAUUCGAUUAAUAAAUGAGGAACAUCCAGAAGAUGGAUCCAAUGUCUUAGUUGAUGCAUUUGAGCUUAAGCCUUACAUUGAGGAGCCAAUCUCAAAAGACACGAUUACGUUGAGGAGUUUUAGACCUUCUGAUCUCCGUCCACGAGUCAGACAUGACUUUGUCCUCUCAAAUAGAAAAGCUGUUGAUGAGUAUUGGAAAACUUUAGAAGAUUGCUAUGCUGCUGCAGAUCCAAGAGCUGGUUUACAUGCAUUCCCUGGAUCUGCUGUUAAUGAGGUAUACCGUUCCCAAUCGUGGGCUUCUGGUCGAGUUACGUCAUCGGGUCAGCCUGCCAAGAACUUGAAGCGUGUGAUGAAGGAUGAUCAAAUUCCUAUUGAAAGAUCUAAUGGAAGGUCAGUGAAAGUGAGGAAAGUUGACAGGGUAGCUGGAGAGUUUGAUGAGGAAAGCUUUCUGGAUGAUGAAAAUCACAUGAACAUUAGGGAAGACAUUUUGAAGAUGAAGGCAUCACCACAAAAAAGGUUCUCAUGGACUGACGAAGCUGAUAGGCAAUUGGUGAUCCAAUAUGCUAGACACCGUGCUGCACUUGGAGCAAAAUAUUACCGUGCAUCUUGGGGAUCAAUUCCUGAUCUUCCAGCACCUCCAAGUACCUGCCGUAGAAGAAUGGCAAUACUCAGACAUGAUGACAAUUUCAGAAAAGCUGUAAUGAAGCUUUGUAACAUCCUCAGUGAACGGUAUGUGCUACUUGGAAAAGAUGAAGGUUCGUCGGGUAAAGUUAUCGAUAAAAAUGAACAUGCUAAGGAAGAGGGCUGGGAUGAUUUCAAUAUCAGUAGUCUAAAAACUGCUCUUGAUGGGGUUCUUCGUUGCAAGAUGGUUAAACUUGGGGAUUCAAAAAGAGUUGGAUCUACAUAUGAGGAGCGGUCAGAUAUAAAGAUGAAUGCCAAGAAACAUGAUUUUCCGGAGUCAGAAAAAACUGAUGCUACUACUCCUGAGGAUGUCCAAAACCUUGGUGGAAAACUACAACAGAGUUCCAUGCCAAGAUUACAGGCUCAACACUCUGGGGAGGUUAAAGUCAGAAGACAAGUAUACAAAUCAUUGGCUAUAUCUAAUGCUGUAGAGCUGUUUAAGCUUAUUUUUUUGAGUGCAUCUAGUGCAUCAGCGGUACCCAAUAUCUUGGCAAAAAUUCUUCGCCGUUACUCUGAGCAUGACCUUUUUGCAGCUUUUAACUACCUUAGAGAGAAGAGAGUUAUGGUUGGUGGUAGUGGUAAUCAACCUUUUUCACUGUCGCAACAGUUCAUGGGUAAUGUUUUUAAGUCAUCAUUUCCAGCUGAUUCAGGCACACGAGCUUCAAACUUUGCCAACUGGCUUUGCGAAAUAGAGAAAGAUCUUACAGAAGGAGGAAUUGAUCUCCCUGCAGAUUUGCAGUGUGGGGAUAUUUUUCAUUUGUUUGCUUUAGUUUCUUCGGGUCAAUUGUCGCUUUCUCCACGCUUGCCAGAUGAAGGUGUUGGCGAGGUUGAGGAUACAAGAAGCUUGAAACGAAAAAUUGUUAAUAAUGACUUUUCUGAUGGUGAUAAAGCUAAGAAACUAAAAUCCUUGGUGACAGCAGAAGGUGAAAUUAUUUCUCGCCGAGAGAAAGGUUUCCCUGGCAUAAUGAUAUCGAUUAACCGGGCAGAAUUUUCUACAGCUGAUAUUGUAGAUUUGUUCAGAGCACCGGAUACUUGUUCUGUUGAACCACAACGUAUGGAUGGAAAUAAUGUAUGUGUCACUACUUCAGAUCCGACAAGUUUAUCUGAUUCUGACCAAGUAAAGGAAAUCCUUAAUUCAGAAGGCGAUACCUCUGUAAUAAAGAACACGAAUGAGUCACCUUGGAUAGCUAUGGCAGGCUAUGCUCAAAGUUUGCUUCCCGAACAUGCUGAUCUUGGAAGCUCUAGUUCUAUUAAUCCUGAUCUCAUUAAGGCUGUUUAUGCUGGCAUUCGAAAGGCUGGUGACCAAGGUUUGAGCAUGGAUGAAAUUUCUGAAGUCAUAACUAUGCCAGGUGAGAAGAUCACCGAGCUUAUCAUUUCUGUGCUCGAAUCUUUUGGUCGUGUUAUGAAGGUUAACGCAUUCAACUCCGUACGUGUUGUUGAUGCUUUGUAUCGUUCCAAGUACUUUUUAACAUCAACAGCUGUUAAGUGUCAAGAUCUCAAAGAUUGUUCUGCGGUUAAGACCGUAAAAGGCGAUAGCAGUCAUGAUUUCGUUGCCCCUCAUACACAGCAGGAAUCCAUCGUGAAUAAUGAUGAUAUACACAAAGUCUCUAUCCUUAAUUUUUCUGAAGAAAUUCCCAACUCAAUUAACGAAAAUCAAGCGAGUGAUCUUUCAUCUGAAGGGGAUGAAGAAGUUAAAACCUGUAUUGUUUCUUCUAGUGAAUUAUGCAUGCCAAUAUUACCAUGGAUAAACGGAGAUGGAACAAUCAAUACGGUGGUCUACAACGGACUAAGAAGACGUGUCAUUGGAAUAGCCAUGCAAAAUCCAGGGAUAUUGGAGGAUGAAAUUAUCAAUCGGAUUGAUGUUUUGAAUCCCCAGAGCUGUAGAAAAUUAUUAGAGCUGAUGAUUUUGGAUAAACAUCUUAAUGUAAGGAAGAUGCAUCAAACUACAUACAAUGCUACACCUCCAACAAUCUUGGGGACCCUUUUCAGAAGCAGCAGCAGCUUUAGCAAGCCAAACUUGGUUUAUCGUAACCAUUAUUUCGCAAAUCCCACGAGUACUUGCUUACUGUAACUAACUAACUAGGGAUGUCAAAACGGGUCAGCGAAACUUGUUACCGAAGUGCUUCUAAACUCAAUGGUAUUAUUUUUCUUAAAAGUAUAACAUUGAUUUGGUUUUGUUGUACAGAAUGAGAGAGAUGUUAUUAUGUAUAGGACUUGUGGGCUAAGUAAGUUAAGUACAUGAUUUAACAUAUAAAGUAGUUUAGUAAUUUUUGUAUAGUUUUAAUUAAGCUAUCCAUUUGUGUAUCUUGAACUAAUUAAUUAACCUCAAAUUCUAAAAUAUCUAAUUAAAAAGCAAACACCAUUCUUUCUCAA
Messenger RNA from Cannabis sativa, 5584 nucleotides. RefSeq lists its product as uncharacterized. The coding region runs from base 36 to 5282 and encodes 1748 amino acids. The record is from RefSeq and is a predicted model, not a curated record. Gene Ontology annotation, cellular component: transcription factor TFIIIC complex. Gene Ontology annotation, biological process: 5S class rRNA transcription by RNA polymerase III; transcription initiation at RNA polymerase III promoter. The transcript is spliced from 16 exons. Gene Ontology annotation, molecular function: DNA binding. NCBI's taxonomy places the organism in Eukaryota, Viridiplantae, Streptophyta, Magnoliopsida, Rosales, Cannabaceae.